CAGAGUAGGCAAAAGAGUUAUGUAGAUACCCGAAGGAGAGACCUAGCGUUUGAGAAAGGCGACCGGUUGUUUCUUAAGGUCACUCAUUUCAAGGAAAUUAGUAGGUUCGGCAGGAGGGGAAAAUUAAACCCCCGAUAUAUUGGACCUUUUGAAAUCUUAGACAGGAUUGGUACUGUUGCCUAUAGACUAGCACUGCCUCCAGAGCUCUCCAGAGUCCACAACGUGUUCCAUGUAUCCAUGCUACGUAAGUACAACCCGGACCCUUCUCAUGUCUUGGCUCAUGAACCGCUUCCACUCCAAGAUGACUUGUCUUAUGAAGAAGUAACAGUCAGUAUCACGGACCGAAAGAGCAGAAUACUCCGCAACCGGAAAAUAUCAUUUGUAAAGGUCGUGUGGCAGAACCACACGCCCAGGGAGGCUACCUGGGAGCUAGAAUCAGAAUUUAGAGCCCAGUAUCCCCAUUUG
Messenger RNA from Carica papaya (papaya), 465 nucleotides. The record is from RefSeq and is a predicted model, not a curated record. Lineage: Eukaryota; Viridiplantae; Streptophyta; Magnoliopsida; Brassicales; Caricaceae.